This is a messenger RNA of Talaromyces rugulosus, 321 nucleotides long. RefSeq lists its product as uncharacterized. The coding region runs from base 1 to 321 and encodes 106 amino acids. The transcript has a single exon. The record is from RefSeq and is a predicted model, not a curated record. Lineage: Eukaryota; Fungi; Ascomycota; Eurotiomycetes; Eurotiales; Trichocomaceae.
AUGGCAGGAACUGCCGAUACAAAAGCCAACUCUAAUCGACGGAAACAAAAGUCAAUUAUUAGUCAGUGGCAGCCGUUACGAGACAGUGCUUGGGACAAAGCGCACGGCCUGCGCUUUGUUCGGCGCACGCAUCGUGAGGCGUCUGGUAUUGUCCGGUAUGGUACAGGCAAAGAGCUGCAGGAUGAUGAGGAAUGCGGUUGUGUUACCUGCACUCCCUCACGCCCUUCCAGCCACAGCCCUCACAGGAAUUCCGUCGUCGCCGACGCCCGUGUCAGCGGCGCUAACCCCGUAACGACUAGCGUAGAAUACGCGGCUGACUAG